AUGGAGUCGACGCCAAUGGUCCACGACGCCUACGGCGCACCUCGAUCAAGAACAAACGCCGCCCUCGCAACUGCUGCAUCCCUCACCCAGGAUUUUGAACCCAUCAAAAACAUUUGUGCCCACCUCAAUGCUUUUCACGCGUACGCAGACGACGUCCAUCGGUCAGUGGAGACGAAUCACUACUGCAGCCAUCUCAGUGACGACGUUCGCCAAUGCCUUCUCUACGACUCCCCAGACCGCAACGCUAGACUCAUCGGGAUCGAGUACAUGAUCAAACCCCAUCUCUACGAAGCUUUACCGCCUGAGGAGCGAAAACUAUGGCACAGUCACGUAUACGAGGUGAAAUCGGGGAUGCUCGUCAUGCCAAAUCCCAUGGUGCCACAGAGGGCGUGGGAAAAGGCGGAAACUAAGGAGAUGGAGGAAAUAAUCACUCUUUACGGUAAAGUGUUUCAUUUGUGGCAGACGGAUCGGGGAGACAAGUUGCCGAUUGGCCAGCCCAAGUUGAUGACGAGCUUCACGGCGGAUGGGCAAUUGGACUUUGCCAAGGUGGAAGAGAGAGAUGCGAGGUUUGGGACCGAUUAUAGGCGGAAAAGGGAGCUGAGAAGUGACAUUGCCUGUCCAGAGAUCCACCCUGAUGCAGAUCCCGGUCAGCCGAAAGGCAGUACGGCGACGACUGCGGCGGCUCCAUAG
Messenger RNA from Ustilaginoidea virens, 690 nucleotides. RefSeq lists its product as uncharacterized. Bases 1 to 690 code for a protein of 229 amino acids. The record is from RefSeq and is a predicted model, not a curated record. NCBI's taxonomy places the organism in Eukaryota, Fungi, Ascomycota, Sordariomycetes, Hypocreales, Clavicipitaceae. The transcript has 4 exons.